CGUGUACGUCAUUUUCACAAUGGCGGAGGCAGGGUGAGGAGCAGUGUAUGUGUGUGUGAGAAACGGCUCGUAAUCGUUGGAGCUUACGCUGCAUUGCCCGAAUUCGUGCGCGGUGCCUGAAAAUGGCCCUAAACUCCACCACGAUGGGGAAAAGGGACUCGGAAUAUACCGAUACAGGCAGUCUACAUCAGAAAAGUGGCGAGCCCCAGAAGACUUCAGCCGCCACCUCGGCCCCAGCCAACCAAAAUGGCGAUCAGCCUGGCUGUGGAGACAGUGUAAUACUCGAGCAAGAAGCCCCUGAGCGGCAGACGGACGCUCGGAGCUGGAGCGGUUCACCCACACCAGGCCAGAGACGAAGCGAGGAGCGGCCUCGGAAGUCUUUUCAAAUCCCGAGGAAGAAAGAACGGAAAGGUUUGUUCCAGCUUCUGCCCCCUGACAGCCGUGAGUUUGAAGACCUUGUGAAGCUUGUCUCCUCCUUUUACCUGGAUGCAUCAUCAAGAGGAACGUUCGCCUACUGCAAGGCCAGACUCAUUCACAAUGAACUACUGGAAAAGGAGUUCAUUGAAAAGCGGAGGGAGAUGAAGCAAGAAGGCCGGACAGAACAAGAACUGACAGAAUCAUACUGCUUCUUGUAUCCAGAUAAAUCCAAGCUUCAGUGGAUCUGCGAGAAGGGUUUGUCAGUAGGACACUCCAAGAUAACAACAGUCGGAAAUCCAACAGUUGGUGUUUAUCUAGCCAAAUUCUCUGAUUUGUUACAAAUCAAUCCGUUUGAAGUUGGUGCAGUUGGAGACAUCAUCAUUUUUAAAGUUAUGAGGGGAAGAGUAAAGCACAUCCAUGAAAACAUGCCAAAUAACGCUAAGGAACCUGCAACUAAGUUUGACUGUCAUUUGUCCAAAAGUGCCAAUAGGGUUACAUCUUUGCUGUCGUACAGAGCAUUUGAGCGCACACAGCAAUAUUUUUUUGAGUUUGCAUUUGAUGAAAUUAAAGCACGGCCCAGGCAUGUGUGCCCCUACGCUGUGUUUUCCUUUCAGUACAAAGGCAAGGAAGUUGCAGCGACUUCUUUAACUACACACAGACUUAACGCCAUGCCCUCUGAAGGAAGUCGAGGGCGUCGCUGCUAUUCUGUGUGGAGAGGUUCAUUGGUAAACAAAGGCCAAGAGUUAUUUCCCAUCUGUUUACGAUCAUCUUCGCGCCCCUACCUUCCUUUCAAACUACCUGAGAAGCUGGAGGUAAAUCAGGGUAUGCACCUUGAGCAGGUGAAGCGAAAGAUUCCAGCAGUGCUCUUCUCUUGGGACACCUACAGCGCAUCACGGGAAGUGAUGAAAUAUGGGAUGACAUGCAGUCUUUUUGAGGUUGUAGAAGGAAAAGGAAAAGUCACCAGUGGAAGUCUGGCAGCACUGAUUAACAAACUUGAGAAAGACAGGCUGGUGUUGGUGAAGUGCCUGUUUGACCGAGGCUUUCUCUUCCUGUUGUCCUCAGCGCAGAUGGUGGAGUCUAAAGAACGGCGGGGGCGGGUUGAAAAGAGCCUGCAAUCAAUAUUCCUCUUUCACGAGUCAAGAGCAGUUAUCAAGUAUUCUUCACGACUGCCCGAGCCAGAGCCACUGAAAACAGAGCCACAGACAACAUUCCAGUCUUUGGAACAAUUCAUCCCUGCCCUGCAUUACGCCUUCUUCACAUUGCGACCCAACCCAGGCAAGGACCCAAGUUCAGGUGUGGAGCGACAGGCCACAGAUUAUUUAAGUCGCAUAGACUCAGGACGAGUGCGGCCAUUCAUCUUGCCUGACUACAAAUAUAGUGUGGGUGAUAGGCCAUGCACCUUUCCCCUACCCAGACCCAAAGGGAACAUGGAAGCCUUACUGCGUUCUUACAUCCACAACCCUUCCAAUUAUACUUUACCUCUGAACAAGGCAAAAGACAUCAUCGAAAGGAUACACCAUCCCACACCUGUAGCUGAGCCAGUCUCAGUAGAAUACAGUCCUGUUUCUGACUGGGGUGGCUCAGACCGCUCUGAAAGGACAGCACCAGAAAGGCUUGCACAAGAGAAGCCACCCUCGGACACCAGCAGACGGAGACCAGGGUUGGCCCAUUCAAAUGGAGCCCAGUUGCAGCACCAGUCCCACACUGAAUCCCAGCCAGACCAUCCAAGGUUGCAGCUGUCACAGAAUGAGUACGAUAAAGACAAGAUGAAGCAGCUCCUUAAACUGAUCCAACAUCAUAAGAGAGCACUAGUUAAGGAUCCUGGGAGGGACACAGGAGAGGAUGGAGGCUGGGUGUCCAACAAUCUCAAAAGGAAAUUUGAAGGUGAUGAGAGGGGCAGCACGAACAAACACCAACGCACAGAUCUGCUGAGCAAUGGUGAACCCAGCAGAGGGAUGCCAGUGGAGGAGAUUGGAGAAGAGGGUGGACAGAGUGAAAAUCUGACAGCAGUUAUGGAAAGCAUAGGGAUCUAUGACACUGACUUGAGGGCUUGUGACAACACCAAUACUACAGCAGUUCAUGAGACCCAGCGUCUCCUCAAGAUCCUGCUCGCCACUCUUAACAAAGCUGUUGCUCAGGGAUCAAUAUCUGUGCAAUCAAAUCACGGUGAACAGUCAACAGGUCCUGAAAGCGGGGAACCUGCUAAUCCAGCCUCUGAUCUUGGCAAACAAAAUGAGCUCUCAUCACAAACAAACUACACAGAGGAGGAUAUGGAUUGUAGCCCCACAAGUCCUUUUAGUGCAGGCUCUCCAAUAGACCAAGCUCAAACCUCACCCAACACAACUUUUGUCACACCCGCAAAUGAAGAGAAAUUGCAGUCGCUGCUUGAGCCAGAGCCAGACACUGUGAUGAUAGAGAGCCUCGUGCCGAAACCACCCAUAGAAAUGGAAGUAAAAAAGGCAGCACCAGCACUGACGUUACCACUAGCAGUGGAAGUCCCUUUCAUGCCCACUAUCAGCUUGGACACCAUACUGAACCAGGAAAUUCACAGCCUCACUUCUGACAUUAAAAACAUCAUGCAGAGUCAUCAUAUAACUUACACCUUGCAGCUACCGCCACGGCUACCUCUGCGUAAUUCCUGGCAGCACAGUUGUUGCUUCUCAGACUUCGUUGUAGACAAUGUCACCCCUGUGUCUGUGGCAGAGCAUGUCACAGCACUUUGUGAGCAACUGGAAAGGUUGAUCCCAGUCCCACCUGUUCCCUCCAAGGCUGCUUCCCCAGCGGCCAUAGGGACAUCAGAUUUAACAAUAUCAUCACCCCUGCAAACUUCCAGAACUGAAAUACAGCCCCCCCUGAUGAAUACUGACUCAACUCAGAUUAUUAAACAAGGCACUGUCAAAGAGACUAAGACUAAAGCAGAUGCUGCAUCAGCAUACAUAGAGGAUGAGGCCUACUCUCCUUCUCAGAUUCCACCAGAGUCAUCAGAGAAAUCCCAAAAGUCAGCCUCUGCUUCUGCUUCUGCUUGUGCUUCUACAUCUGCGUCUGCCUCUGGUUCUGUUGCUGGGGAUUCGACCGGGGCAGGCACUGGCACUGGUACUGGACUUCUGGCGGGCAGCCUCAUUGGUCAACUAAAGCCUGAGGUUUUCAGCAGCUUGGUGGAGAUCUUCAAGGACGUUACCAAAAAUACAGUGAAAUUUUACAUCUACUCCGGUGACGAGGGGGAAGAGAGUACUGUUUGCAAGGAGAUAAAGGAAUAUUUGAAAAGCCUUGGCAACAGUGAGUGCAGCCCAGCGAUGUUUCUGGAAAACAACAACAGUCUAGACAAGCUACUCAUCAUCAUUCAGAAUGAGCACAUUGCUGCACAUGUGCACAAGAUCCCAGCACUGGUGUCUUUGAAGAAGCUACCCUCAGUGAGCUUUGCUGGAGUUGACACUCUGGACGAUGUCAAGAAUCACACCUACAAUGAGCUGUUUGUAUCUGGAGGCUUCAUGGUGUCUGAUGAGUUUGUCCUUAAUCCUGACCUCAUAACACAGGAUCGCUUACAGACAUUGCUGACGUUCUUGGAAGAACAAAGUACCCCUGAACAGCCCUGGCAGUGGAAAGUGCACUGCAAGUCACAGAAGAAGCUGAAAGAAAUGGGCAGGUUGAACGCCAAUGCAAUGGGGUUACUAAACCUUCUGACAGCCUACCAGAAAAAGCAUCUUGUAGAAUUCCUUCCUUAUCAUGAGUGUGACGCCCAGUCACGCCAGGCUCCCGAUCUUGAUUGCCUGAUCAAGCUUCAAGCACAACACACACAACAGCGACAUCUCAUCUUCGUCACAGAGAGGCCCUUUGAGAUGUUUUUACAGUAUUCCAGAAAUGGAAUAGUCAUAGCAAGCAUUGAUGAUAUUAUGAGUGGCUUCCACAGCCUGAUUGGCACCAUCAAUCAAAAUGAGGUUCCAACGCCUGCUUCUACUGUAGCGAAUGAUGAGUGUGUGGAAGCGGAAGACAUGUCAUUAGACUCAGAUGAUUGUGAGAUGCACACAAUCACUGAAAGCAAAGCGCAAAACCUGGAAGAUGAGAAAGAGAAGUCGCCACAGCCACCCCCUCCAAAUAUGGAUGAGUUCCAGCCGCCAUUGCCCGACCAGGAGGCCAACCCUGAUAUAACUCCUCCACAGCCUGAGUACAACGCUCUCAAAACAGCCAUCAGUCAAUUCAAAGCUACAAACCAGAUAGGCAUUGGCUCCUCGGACAUGGGCAACUUGUCUCCUGGAGGUUUCCCUGUGAACCCCCACCAAAGUUUCCUGUGUCCCUCUGCCAGUUGGUCAUCUUACACCGGCUCUUCUAGCUAUACAGCCUCCCCAGCUUAUCCCGCCUCACCCUGCAGCAGCAACCAGGAACAGGAAUGCCGCCCUCCGGUCACAACUUCUACUGCAGCUACCCCCCCUACUGUCAACACCACACCUGGGCCUCUUGCCAAUCUGGCUUCCCUCCCUUUGGAGAUCAAACCUCCUCCUCCACCUCACCUUAUGUUGCUAGGUCACACAUUUGGUUCAGACUCCACAGGAGGUGGAGCUACAGGGACUACUCCACUCACUCCAUCUCUUCCUUUUGCAGACCACAGCGACUCAGCCAAGCAAAGUUACAUGACUGGCAUCGCCAUAAAUGCCAGUUGUACCACAGCACAACAUGCAGACAUGACACUGAGUGCACCUGGAGAGGGGUCGUGGGAGACAGCAGGAUCCACCACCAGCACUGCAAACAAUCAGCUUUUGGUUCCCUCUGGGGCAGUUGACACCACUGGACUGCCCAAGAGUGGUGAAAACCUUGGUGGCAGCAACCCUGGUUGUCAGAGUGGUAGGACUCAGGUGAAUUGCACUGACAAAUCUUCUGUGGGUGUUCUCGCAGCUGCCACCAGGGGGGGCUCAGUAGUCAGACCUAAAUUUCCUGCACAGCCAAUGCGUGGCAUGGGCUACGGUAAUGUAGUCGGCAGUAGCCCUGCACAGAUGAAUCAUGGGCCUAUGCGACCUGCAAUGGGUCCCACGGCAUUCCGUGGGAGAGGAGUACCUCCAAGUGGAUUUUGGCCACGGCCAGGGCGAGGACAUGAACGGACGGAUGGAACUGGUGAUGGUCCAUGCUCUUGGGGUUACCCAGCAGGCAGGGGUGGGCCACGGAAUUACUACACAGACUUCACAUACUCUCAUAAUUAUGCCCCUGAGUAGACAAUCAACUUGCCAGUAGGGGCAACAUCCAGAGACUAUUCCAACUGGCUGAAUGUAUAUAUAUUACUUGUCAUAAAUCUAAUGAUUUCAAUUGAUAAAUAAGGAUCCUGGUUUUCUACAUUAAUAAAGGUUGAUACAGGCAGUGCAGAGUGUCCUACUGUUGCAUAAACUGUAUGCAGACUCUUUCCAUGUGAGAUAUUCAGACUCCCUGUUCAAACCACUAUAUUUAUAUUUGCCAAAAAUGCUAUUGGCCUUUCAGCGUCUCUGAAUUUACCCUGUAAUUUCUGUUUAUUCUGGUUUUGAAACGCUUUGUGGACAUGGGGAAAGUAUAAUAUUUUUUUAUUAAAAAAUAAUCAAGUGAGUACAACCUAACUUGCUGUUUGUUUUCUUAUUUUACACAUUUUGGCUGUCCUAAAUUCUUUGGAAAUAAAACAUUUCAAAUAUUUUGUGUUUGUGUGAUGGCGUUUGAUGACAAUGUCAAACAAACCAU
Messenger RNA from Dunckerocampus dactyliophorus (ringed pipefish), 6108 nucleotides. It is a transcript of the gene tasorb, whose product is annotated as transcription activation suppressor b. Gene Ontology annotation, molecular function: chromatin binding. The transcript is spliced from 23 exons. Gene Ontology annotation, cellular component: heterochromatin; nucleoplasm. NCBI's taxonomy places the organism in Eukaryota, Metazoa, Chordata, Actinopteri, Syngnathiformes, Syngnathidae. The coding region runs from base 123 to 5618 and encodes 1831 amino acids. Gene Ontology annotation, biological process: protein localization to heterochromatin; negative regulation of gene expression, epigenetic. The record is from RefSeq and is a predicted model, not a curated record.